AUGUCCACAAACCACAGGCCGCACUCCGGCUGGCGGCUGGACCGGCUCUGCAGUUCCGGCCAGGGCCAGAUCUACCGAUCUGGCGAUCCCCACUCCCCAGCCGAUGUCGUAAGCCAGAACGCCGCCCGUCUCCCGCCCCCAGGCUGCGCUGCCCGUCGCCUCGUCCCCAGGCAGCGUCGCCCGUCGCUCGUCGCCCCAUCCCCAGGAAGCGCUGCCCAUCGGCCGUCGCCCGUCCCCAGCCUGCGCAGCUGCGUUGCCCGUCGGCCGUCGCCCGUCCCCAGCCUGCGCAGCUACGCCGCCUGUCGCCCCGUCCCCAGCCUGCACCGGCCGCUGUCCACAGCCUGUGUCGCCUAUCUCCCGUCCCCAGGCUGCGCCGGCCGUCGCCCCGUCUCCAGGCUGCAUCGGCCGUCGCCCCGUCUCCAGGCUGUGUCGGCCGUCGCCCGUGCCCAGCCUGCAUCGCCCGUCGCCCCAUCUCUAGUCUGCGUCGGCCGUCUUCCGUGCCCAGCCUGCGUCGCCCGUCGCCCCAUCCCCAGCCUGCGCCGGCCGCCGUCCACAGCCUGCGUCGCCUGUCUCCCGUCCCCUGGCUGCGCCGCGCCGCCGCCCGUCUCCUGUCUCUAG
Messenger RNA from Phragmites australis (common reed), 618 nucleotides. RefSeq names its product pistil-specific extensin-like protein. The coding region runs from base 1 to 618 and encodes 205 amino acids. The transcript has a single exon. NCBI's taxonomy places the organism in Eukaryota, Viridiplantae, Streptophyta, Magnoliopsida, Poales, Poaceae. The record is from RefSeq and is a predicted model, not a curated record.